AUACUAUUAAUAUGCUAAAAAUUAAAUUUAUCAAUUUCAAUUUGAUCAAUUUUAUAAAAAAUGAUUAUUUAUAAAAUAUAUUGUACUUGGAUAAAUUUUCUUUACAAUUCCCAGUUAUUCAUACCGUUAAGUUAUAUAACGAAGAUUUACAAGUGGCAUCACUGUAUAUUAUGCAUGAUUAUUGAUAUCAGUAUUAUAUACUAUGUGCAACAGCGAUAAGGCAUUGUGGAUAAUAAUAUGUGCAUUCGUUUAAAAUUAAAUUAAUUUUAGCUUAUUUGAAAUGUCAAUAAAUAUAAAUGAAAAUCAUCAAAUAACAUUGCUGUUUAAAAAUGUUUAAAUUCAAUUUUAAUAAAGAUGACAUGGAUACAUCUACAUUACCUGAAAAUCAGGUGAUUGAAACAGAUGAACUGAAUGUACCUAAUACAUUAUUUCCUUUGCCAUAUACAAUCUUGAAUGUAGGGGACCGGCAAUUAAAACUUGGUCAGACAUUUUCCACUAGCAUCGAUUCAGAUCUUAUUCCUGGUAUAUAUGAAGGUGGAUAUAAACUUUGGGAGUGUACCUUGGAUCUCUUAGAAUAUUUGAGUAAACACACUACAUAUUUUGAUGGAAAAUCAGUUUUGGAUUUGGGUUGUGGAACUGGUCUUUUGGGCAUCUUCACAUUGAUUGCUGGUGCUCAAAAUGUUGAUUUUCAAGAUUACAACAAAGAAGUAUUAAUCAGAACAACUAUGAAUAAUGUAUUAUUAAACUGUGAAGAAAAAAUAAAAGCUUGUAAGUAUUAUUCAGGUGAUUGGGAAUCAUUUAAUGUAUUCAAUGAAGAUACUUACGACCUAAUUUUAACAUCAGAAACUAUAUACAAUUUAAGUAACUAUAAGAAACUUAUAAAUUUAUUUGAAAAAAAAUUAAAACCAUCUGGAUGUGUUUUAUUAAUUGCUAAAAAUUAUUACUUCGGUGUAGGUGGUUCAAUAAAUGAAUUUGUACAUUGUUUAAAAUCAACUAAAAUGAUUAGUGAUACUGUAUGGUCAAGUACAGAUGGAGUCAAAAAAACCAUACUUAAAAUUCAUUUUUGAUUGUUAUUUGUAUUUAUUUU
Sipha flava (yellow sugarcane aphid) is the source of this 1087-nucleotide messenger RNA. Its product is annotated as histidine protein methyltransferase 1 homolog. Lineage: Eukaryota; Metazoa; Arthropoda; Insecta; Hemiptera; Aphididae. The record is from RefSeq and is a predicted model, not a curated record. The transcript has 2 exons. Bases 330 to 1067 code for a protein of 245 amino acids. Gene Ontology annotation, molecular function: protein-L-histidine N-tele-methyltransferase activity. Gene Ontology annotation, biological process: peptidyl-histidine methylation, to form tele-methylhistidine.